ACUCCUCAGGCUCCGGGUCUGGCUCCUUCUUUUCAUUCCCUCCGUUGCCAUUCUUUUGGCUCUCACCUCAUUCAUGCCAUCAACCUUCACUUCCACUUCGACAUCUUCGUCGUCUUCCGUAACUCUCUCUGCCAGCCCUAGGUGACUCGCUUGGCUGACCACGCCUCCAUUGCAUCCUCACCCAUCAGCUUCAACUACUAUUGCAGAACAACAGUCCAGUAUCCCAAUGGCCUCUUGGACCUUGCCCUAUCGGGUUGAAGCUGUCGACCGCGACCCAGGCUUCUACUGGCAGGAUAUCGACAAUGGACCUAACGAUGGAUCAAACGACUUCUUUGGUCAGUUUCUCAACUUUGAUGGUGAAAUCCCAUCUUCUAUGGCCGAUCCACACGGUCACAACCCAUCAAUGCCGGCCCUAGCCAAUGGACUUAUCCUCGACCAUCCUACCGAGUCCACUGCAUCUGCCUCGUCAGGCGUUUCAACAACUGAAGAUGAGUUCGAUUUCUUCUCCUGCAGUUCUCAGGUCGACGCGACAAUCCCCUCUCAGCCAGCCUCAUCAGCUGUCGCAAGUGCAUCGCAUGAGGUCGAUCCUCGAAGCCUCGGACUUGCGAGUGCCGUUGGACUGACGGACGAGAAGCCUCCCCUGGUGCCUCGAGUUUCCAUGUCAGACCCAGAACUGCCCCGGGUUGAUGGCAUUUCAUUACACUCUUCACCUGGAAAGCGGGUGCCUAUUUCACAACCAUCAUCGCCAACUCCACCCAACACAAUGGCCAGGAAACCCAACAAAUUCGUUGAGGCACUCUCAUCCACGAUUCGUAAAGCCAGUAAACUUCGCAAACCCAAGAAGCUCGUUGCCAUGGACCGCCCAGGCUCUCCGACCAUGGACAAUCCUCCUCGGGCCUUGCGACUGCAGCAUCACGAAUAUGGCAACGGUAAUGACGCAUUCCCCCCAUCACCGACAUGCGGGCCGGAUAGCACCAACUUUGUUCAUGGGUUUUGUGACGAUCCCUUUAGUGAAAUUCCUCAGCCGCCUCCGAACAACUCUCUCCGCUUUUUCAGCACCAACGGAAUCCACACACCAGCAGAAUCCCCAGGAGUCAAGACUGAACCUGGCCUUUACCAUCCCGACAUGGCAGGGCAAGUUCCUCAGUCAUCUUGGCAGCAUCAACAACACCCGCACUCACACCCUCAUCCACACCAACAUCCCCAUCCCCAUCCACAUCCACAUCCACAUCCACAUCCACAUCCACAGGCCCAUGUUCAUCCUCACCCACACCAGCAACCUGUUACUGUUGUGGGUACUGCACCCGAGACAUGGCCGGGGCAAGAGUAUAUGGCUCAAAAUCCUCAUCAAAGCGGGUGGUGGGAUCUAAAUCUUUUAAACCAGAAUGGCGAAUAUGUUGUAGCCGAUCCGCAACAGCAGAAAAACGCCAGCCUCAACCUUGCCAUGCAUGCCCAGCAUGCGGAGUUGCCGUACGAGUAUCAAGUUCACGAUCCCAAUUCGGCUGGCCUCAUGAUCCAUAUGCCACAACCACGAAACGCCUCGGCUCCCAGUCACGACCUUUCGUUGAACACCCAGACUUACCUCCCUCCACCGCCUAUCCCUCCAACAUCAGAACGCCAUCGUCCGCCACGAGCCCCGUCUUCUGGAGCACGACACUUGUCAUGCUCUCCAAUUCGUAAGACACGCCAGCCGUCCAUUCCACCCACACCCGCCACAGCACACUCGCGCCACAGCUCCAAUGGGUCCGUCGCAUCAGCUCGCAGCGCCUCGGGUCGAGGUAUAGUACCGGGGACUCCCACGGCAAUGCGCAAGCAACGACGAUCUCGAGAUGCAAGCGGCAGCAGUGGAGGCGGCAGCGAGAUCGGGUUCGUCAAUUUUACUCCCAGCGACGGCGGUCUCCUAAUGACAGGUGUUGCGCCGAGCGGCAGUUCGAAGACCAAGGCGCGAAGAGAGCGUGAGGCGAUGGAACGGAGGCGACGAUUGAGCGAGGCGGCCAUGAAAGCGGUGCAAGCAGCAGGUGGUGAUGUCGACAAGCUGAUGGAACAGGGUUUUGCAUUUUAACCCCUCAAAUUCAAUCCAAAUCGGGUCUAUUUGAUUUUCGGUUCCUGGUUCCUGCAUGAGACCACGUAUGUGGCUGUCGGGACUUGCCGCAGCGUUUUUCACAUGCGACUUCACAUUUUAUGUCAUCAAUAAAGAUUUGAUGAUGCAGAGGUGAAAGAAAGGUGAGGGGAAGAAUAUGAGUUGACAUGGGAGGACUAAGAAAUCAAGUGGCAGGUGUUGGUGUUGGUGUUGGUGCUGGCGGUGAGACAAUCCCAAUUUGCAUCGGAGCUAAAGGAAG
Fusarium oxysporum Fo47 is the source of this 2339-nucleotide messenger RNA. RefSeq lists its product as uncharacterized. The record is from RefSeq and is a predicted model, not a curated record. NCBI's taxonomy places the organism in Eukaryota, Fungi, Ascomycota, Sordariomycetes, Hypocreales, Nectriaceae. The transcript has a single exon. Bases 227 to 2062 code for a protein of 611 amino acids.